UCAUUCCAUUCUUCCUCCCGUUUGUCAGAAUUGUUUCUGGAUCUCUGCAGUGUUGUGCUAACACGUAUGUCUGUGCAGCUCCUCAGCCAGUCACUUGAAUGAUGUCUCGUUAACUGGAGAGCCCAGUACAACAGCUUUGACCUGUUCACUAGCCACCGUUGAUGCCAAUUUAGAAAAGAUGAUGUGCAGCAUAAAGAGAACAACCACGUAUCAGAAUUAGCAGCACUUCUGCAGCAAGCAUCAAGAAGCGAUGACUCUAAAACAAUAAGCCAGCAGAGCAAGUUGUCAGAUGACUUUGGGUUUGCAGUAAUUUAAGUAGGAAAAACAUCUUUAAGGAACAAUGCAUUCAAAAUUGCACUUGUUCUUUGCUGUUCUUGUUCUUACUGUUGCAGUUUCUGUCAUUGUUUAUAUUGUUAAUUUACAUAAGCACAGAUCCCUUAGGAGGUUAGACCUCUCAGAAAGUCCUGUUUUAGCCAGAGCCUGUGAUGCCCUUAUUGACGAGAAGGCAUUUUUUGUACAAAAAAAUACUUUAAUUACAUCAUUUGGGAAAUCUAACUGCAGUGAGUAUUUGAUCCAAAAUCACUAUAUAACGCACCCUCUCUCUGCAGAGGAAGCUGUAUUUCCUUUAGCUUAUAUCAUGACUUUACAUAAAGAAUUUGAGACUUUUGAGAGGCUCUUCAGGGCUAUUUAUAUGCCCCAAAAUGUGUACUGUAUCCAUGUGGACAAGAAGGCACCAGCUCAGUUUAAGCAAGAUGUGGAGAAGUUAGUGAGCUGUUUCCCUAAUGCUUUUCUUGCCUCCCAAAUGGAGCUAGUGGUUUAUGCUGGCGUAUCUCGACUUCAGGCUGAUCUGAACUGCAUGAAAGACCUCCUGGAAUCAAGGGUGCAGUGGAAAUAUGUUCUCAAUGUGUGCGGGCAAGAUUUCCCCUUAAAGACCAACAGAGAAAUAGUUCAGUAUCUGAAAGGAUGUAAAGGGAAAAACAUCACCCCUGGAAGAUUGCCUCCUCCUCACGUUAUCAGAAGGACCAAAUAUGUCUACAGAGAACAAAUAUACAGUGUCUUUUCUUUUAUGCUGUGGACCUUUGUACGGAAAGCACCACCUCCACACAGUCUGACCAUUUACUUUGGCUCUGCUUAUAUCGCUGUCACAAGGGAAUUUACUGAGUUUGUUCUGAAAGACCAACAAGCCAUUGAUUUACUCGCCUGGUCCAAGGACACAUACAGCCCAGAUGAGCAUUUCUGGGUGACACUCAAUAGGAUACCAGGUGUCCCUGGCUCCAUGCCCAAUGCAUCAUGGGAAGGUGACCUGAGAGCUAUAAAGUGGAAAGAUAUGAAAAAGAAACAUGGAGGUUGUCAUGGCCAUUAUGUCAGAGACAUUUGUAUAUACGGAACAGGUGACCUCAAGUGGCUAUAUAACUCGACAUGUUUGUUUGCCAAUAAGUUUGAGCUCAAAACCUAUCCGCUCACUGUUGAAUGCCUGGAAUUGAGACUGCGAGAGAGAGCCCUCUCACAGAGUGAAAUUCAGGUGGACCCAAACUGGUACUUUUAGAUUAAAGCCCAGAAAUGGAAAUAAGUUCAGUUGCUGAAGUUGUGGAAGAAGAACCUCCCUCAAAAGACAUCUGAUGUUCAUCACUGGCAGUUCAAAGAGAAGACUGGACUCCAUAUCUCACAACUCAUCAUCACAGGGCCAGAGACCAAAGGAGAAAGAUUUGAAGUGAAGGCUGGGGUAAAGAGAGUCUUGGGCCUGCUGUAUUUGCACUUUUGCCACUUUUGUGGCUAGCUUGUUUCACGGUGCUGACUUUUGCUUUACUGUGUUACUGUCUUGUUCUAUACCCACAUAGAAUCAUGCGUCUCUAGAGUUUUAUAGACCUAAACAAUAUCCAGAACAUGCUGCUUAAUUCUUACCUUUCUUUGUAAGGUAGAAACAAUCAACAAGAUCUUAAAAAUAAUCCAGAUACAGAAAGUAAAAUAUUUGGCCAAAUCUCCCACAAGCAAAUGGUUGACAUGGUGGAUAGAUGGCACAGUAUUGGAAGUUGGAAAUAAGAGGACCACUUCCAGAUUUCCUCAAACAUUUCUAAAAUAUUCUUGAGAGUCUGGGGAGGAGGAGAUGUUUUCUACUGGAUGGGUGGUAGCUGAACUUAGGAGAUACAUCCACAACUACAUCCUUUUUGAGAUAAUGCUGGUAGUCUCCCCAAGUUUUAUUACUCUGGACUAAUGUACUGCACAGAAAAUCCUCUUUAGCUGUUGGUCACACUAUCUUGCAGAAAUGAGCCACUACAGCAUAACACAUUUUAGCUGGUCUAAUAUUCCAGUUAUGUAAUAAAAAUCUUGUUCCAAAGCCCACUGAAGAUAAGUCACAAUUGAUUAGGUCGGGGCAUUACCGGGUAUGUGACAAAAAAAUGUAUUUCUGAAAGUUCUGGGCAUUAAAGUCUGUCACACAUACAGUACAUUGGACCCAUAGUGUUUACCUUAGAAUUCUUCCAAAUGGGAAUAGGAUACUUUUCUUUCUGAAAAAAGAAAAGUGGAGUAAGAGAAGAACAGGUAUAUGCCAUUUCCUUUAGUUCUCCCAGGUGGGAUAUGGCACAGGAUUAGAAAAACUUCAUCUGCCAAAGGAAGUCAGGGAAGACACUUGGAUAAAUUCUUGUUCAAGUUCUCCAGGGGAACAUCUCAAGUUCUCUCUGGGCACCAGAGGUACUGCAGCUAGCAAGGUAAGGAGGCCACUAAAGAGAAAGGUAUCAAAGGUGACAAUUCAGAAAAUCACUGGUGAUUUCAGAGUCUAUUUUAUGGAGUAUUUUUGAGAUAACAUGCUAAGGAGUGUAAUAGUCAAAAGACGGAUGCUUGGCUUUUUCUGAAAAAGAGGCCUCAACAUGUCAAGCGAGCAUCCAGAAAAGUGAACAUGAAGUGAAACGAAGUCUAGACUAAGGCUGCCUAACUAGCAGUGCAUGGGCUGCAUGUAGUCCCCAAGGGUUCUGUGGUCCCCAGAUUCCAGUCUGGGUGCCACCCCCUCCCAUUACUCUCCUGCUGCUGCUGCCCCUGGCUUUCAGGUUCCCCCUCCCUUCUUCAGCUUCCACUUGAUUCUGCACCUGGGAGUCAGGAUGGCAGGGCCUACAAGGCUGAGAGAACCUGUGCCCAGGAGGCUCGGGGACUUGGAGACUGGUGUAGCACAGCAGUGGUUGUCCAAAGUACUGCGGGGGUGGGGGGGCACACAGCAUAGUGUGCAUCCCAUACAACGAGCAGCCCAGGGAGUUUGUGGCACACAAGGCAUGUGGCUGGGGAGUCUAGCCCCUGACCAUUCAGAAGUUUGACAGCCCUGGUCUAGACCAAGAAAUAAAGGAAAAGGAAGGCAGUCCCAGCAAUGACCUCAAUAGGGAGAACAAAGUGAAGAGACUAACUUUCAACUGUUCCAGGCUCUGAAAGCCAGAAGAUACAUUAGGGCAGAGGCAACAAUUGAGUUAUUUAAACAAAAGGAUUAUUUUGCACUGAAGCUUCCUUCAAGGAACUAGAACAAGUGGAGAACUCUCAGGAUUGGAUCAUGUUUACCCAUUUCAGUUAGUCAAUACACUGCAUAAUCUUGAAAAACCUAAAGAAAGCGUUUUACUUAUAAAUACCACAAUCCAAAAAGCUGGCAUAGUCCAAACCACUGGGUUUUUUUUGUUUUUGUUUUACUUUGUUAUUCAAUAAAUUGUCCUGGAAAUAAA
Messenger RNA from Alligator mississippiensis (American alligator), 3695 nucleotides. RefSeq names its product glucosaminyl (N-acetyl) transferase 2 (I blood group) (gene GCNT2). Bases 341 to 1546 code for a protein of 401 amino acids. Gene Ontology annotation, molecular function: acetylglucosaminyltransferase activity. The record is from RefSeq and is a predicted model, not a curated record. The transcript has 4 exons. Lineage: Eukaryota; Metazoa; Chordata; Crocodylia; Alligatoridae. Gene Ontology annotation, biological process: transforming growth factor beta receptor signaling pathway. Gene Ontology annotation, cellular component: membrane.